AUGAUGACAAAGAGGCAGCUUGGAUGGCAAAAGUUAUUUCUGAUACUCACAGUACUUCCCUGCUGCAGGAGUUUGCAGGUUUCUAUUCCAAAGGGUGAAUAUGAGAUUGAACGUGGAGAUGAUGUUACCUUGACUUGUACCUUCAUCCCGGCCAGACCAAUCGGAAACACAUUCAUGCUUGAAUGGGAAGCUUACCCUGUCAAUCCUGGUGAUACAAUUAAAUCUGUGGCCACCUUCUAUAUAAACAAUGUGGUUGACAUUGCACGUCAUUAUGAAGGCAGAGCCUUUCUGGAGGUUGACAUGAACAAACAAGUGAGCACACUCCGUUUAGCAAAGGUGACCAUGGAGGACAGCCGCCGUUAUCAAUGCAAUGUCAAGAUCCCCAAUGAUGAUGAGGGAACAACAGCUGCCACCACUUCCCUUUUGGUCCUGGUGGCUCCCUCUGUGCCAGUCUGCAGGAUUAAUGGAAAAGCAGAGUACUGGCAAAACAUCACCCUCACCUGCAAGUCUGAGGAAGGAUCCCCAACACCUACGGCUAAAUGGGAGAGGAAAACAUCAGAUAACAUUGCCACAUCAUUUCCACCUAAGACAACUGAAAAGGAUGGAACUCUGUCUCUCUUCAAUAUUUCAAGAGAAACAUCUGGGUUUUACAGUUGCAAAUCAGAAAAUCAAAUUGGUUCCGCCAGCUGCAACCUUACCUUAACUGUGAUGCCUGCCAGCAUGAACAUUGGGUCCACUGUAGCAAUAAUUGGAGGGGUCAUUGCAGGUGUUGUGGUUGGGGGGAUUAUCCUCUUCUGUUGCUGCCGGAAAAGGAGCAAAAAGAAGAAUGCAGAAGGUGCCCCCGGAGAAGUGUUUUAUGACAGAGAUGCUCCUGAAACUGGAGAGGAGUACAGGGAUGACAAGCCAAACAUCGAGACAAAGCAGCUCAACCAGAACGAAGUCAAAGACAUUGUUCCUGAAAAGAAUUACAGUGUAGGAGCUGCAUAUAAUGACGAUCAGCACAGUCAUUAUAGUGGUCAAGAAAGGCAUGAUGGCAAGGGCAAUGAUAUUGAUUCUCAGCGCUACCAGGACGCCCAGCAGGAUCACAAUCGUGGAAGUCGUGAUAGGCUUGAUGAUCAGCGUGGUCGUUCUAGUGGCAGUCGGGAUCGCCUCAAUGAUCAUCGUGAUUGUUAUGGUGGCAGUCGGGAUCGCCUUGACGAUCAUCGCGAUCGUUAUGGUGGCAGUCAGGAUCGGCUUGAUGAUCAUCGCGAUCGUUACGGUGGAAGCCGCGAUCGCCUUGACGAUCAUCGCGAUCGUUACGGCGGAAGCCGCGAUCGCCUUGACGAUCAUCGCGAUCGUUACGGUGGAAGCCGCGAUCGCCUUGACGACCGCAGCUAUCGAAGCAGUCGCGAUAAUCUAAAUGACCGCAGCGAUCGCCGUGGUGGCAGCCGUGAUCGCCUGGAUUACAUUGAUGACCAGUACUGA
Molecule: messenger RNA, 1464 nt
Organism: Chelmon rostratus (copperband butterflyfish)
Lineage: Eukaryota; Metazoa; Chordata; Actinopteri; Chaetodontiformes; Chaetodontidae
Product: cell surface A33 antigen-like
Exons: 7
Coding region: 1-1464 (487 amino acids)
Cellular component (GO): plasma membrane
Source: RefSeq, a predicted model, not a curated record